Dicentrarchus labrax (European seabass) is the source of this 786-nucleotide messenger RNA. RefSeq lists its product as uncharacterized. The record is from RefSeq and is a predicted model, not a curated record. The coding region runs from base 175 to 786 and encodes 203 amino acids. Gene Ontology annotation, molecular function: 2-oxoglutarate-dependent dioxygenase activity; methyltransferase activity. NCBI's taxonomy places the organism in Eukaryota, Metazoa, Chordata, Actinopteri, Moronidae. The transcript has 2 exons.
UCUCUUCCAUGCUUCCCUGCUCCCCUCUACUCCUCCUUUUUCUAUUUUUCUUCCUCUGCCUUCCCCCGUCUCCCUCUCUUCAUCUAGCCUCCUCUCUAGCUCUGUGCUUCCCCCUUGCUCGGUCUUGCAAAUGGCUGCCCGCCAACGAUUUGUCUGAGGAGAAAACAGAUUUGAAUGAAGAAUGGAGACAAAAGAGGGAACAAAGAGGCAGUAAAAGGCGCUACACACAAAGAGACGUAUGCCUGUUGGAGACGCACAGUUUGUAUGAAAGGGCAGAGCCGUCUGUACUUCCUGAAAAGGCUGGGGUCCUUCAACAUCUGUAAAAAACUGCUGCAGAUGUUUUACCAGUCUGUGGUGGCCAGCGUGCUCUUUUAUGCUGUGGUUUGCUGGGGAGGAAGCAGCAAGAGGGGAGACGCCGGUCGACUGGACAGACUGGUGAGGAGAGCUGGCUCAGUAGUGGGCACAGAGCUGGACUCUCUGGUGACAGUGGCAGAGAGAAGGACCCUGGACAAACUGCUGUCCAUACUGGACAACGCCCACCACCCUCUGCACGACACCUUCACCAGGCAGAGGAGUGUGUUCAGUGGCAGACUGCUGUCCCAGUCCAGCUCCACCAACAGACUCAAAAACUCUUUCGUCCCCCAUCAGACUGUACAACAGCUCUCAGUAAAGGCAGGGAGGACAACAGAUAAUAGACAAUGGACAAUUUCUGUCUGUAUUUGCACUUUUACUUCCAUUUGCACUCCACUCCAUUUGCACGGUUUACUGUUGCACUGUUUACUGUAG